This is a messenger RNA of Chaetomium strumarium, 969 nucleotides long. RefSeq lists its product as uncharacterized. NCBI's taxonomy places the organism in Eukaryota, Fungi, Ascomycota, Sordariomycetes, Sordariales, Chaetomiaceae. The coding region runs from base 303 to 770 and encodes 155 amino acids. The record is from RefSeq and is a predicted model, not a curated record. The transcript has 2 exons.
AUAUGAUUUGCCUUUCUGCCCCCACCAUUGCACGUCAUUUGGCAGUACCUGUCGUGUGAGCCGUGGUAAAAGCCAUUGUUGCAGCUCUCUGCCAGUGGGCAAUCACCAAGCUAUGACAUCAUCACCCCAACGCCCAUCUCUUGAUCCAGACAGCUUGAACCCUUAAAUCACGAGCCAGGAAAAAGAUCUUUUCUCUUCUCUAUUCAUUGCAAUUCUCGAAGCCAAGUAGUUUAAUCCGAUCACUCGUCAAGGAGAAAAUCCCGAUUUAGUGCAGCAUACAAACAGACCAUACCAAAACAACAAUGUCGGCCCUCACAUCACGAAGCGGCGCCCUCGCCCGGCGGCUGGCAACCACCACCACAACCGCUAGCAGAACUAGCACCAUCUCCCGCGCGGCCUUCACUACCACCGCGCCGCAGCACAAGUCCCCCGUCGACUCCGCCAAGGAGACCCUCAAGCAGGUCGACCGCAAGGUCUCCGACAAGCUAGUAGACGGCAUCAACAUUGGCUCGGCCGUCGCAAACAAGAUCAAGGAAGCCGCCCAAGAAGUGAAGACGGGCAAGGUCACGGGCAAAGCCGAGGAGCUGCGCGGCGAGGUGAAGGGCAAGGCGAGCGAGGUGGCCGGCGAGGCGAAAGGCAAGGCGAGCGAGAUGGCAGGCGAGGCGAAGGGAGUGAAGGACGAGAUGGCCGGCAAGGCGAAGGGGAUGAAGGAGGAGGUGAAGGGCCAGGCGAAGGAGGCUAUGGGCGAGGCUAAGCAGAAGAUGUCUUAAACAUGGAGUCGGGGAGAGACGAUCAGGAGGGGUGGAUGGAGAGUUGUAUGAUACGGAGUGAGUCGAGGAGUUCCGGGAAUGGUCUUCAUCGCGUCGGCAAAGGCAUAAUGGCAUUGUUGAUUCCUUGAUAGCGUGGGUUGAAGGGAAAUUUGAGUCGCACUGCCAGGUCAACCUAGCAUCGAGCGCCGGGAGUGAAAGU